Tripterygium wilfordii is the source of this 1994-nucleotide messenger RNA. RefSeq lists its product as uncharacterized. NCBI's taxonomy places the organism in Eukaryota, Viridiplantae, Streptophyta, Magnoliopsida, Celastrales, Celastraceae. The transcript has 4 exons. The record is from RefSeq and is a predicted model, not a curated record. Bases 107 to 724 code for a protein of 205 amino acids.
GCACUCAGCCAUUCUGCGUCAGUGCGUCCACAGUCCACACUAUUUAAAGCGAUACGCAGUCUUCAUUUCCCAAAACUGAAGUAAAAUUCAAAUCACUCCCGCCAAGAUGAAGAACCAUCAAACUCCACAAAAGGAGCACCCGCGCUCUCUCGAUCUCGGCAAUCGCAGAUCUAAGGAAUCUCAGUCGAAGAAGCCACAGAAGAUCGCCAAGAAAAGCUUGAGUUCUGCGUUCAGCAAAACAGAUGAAUAUGUUUCAGACCCUGAUGAUUCCAGCGAGAUCAAUGAUAGCUUUGUGUCAGAAUUGAAUAGUGUUAUCUCAGCUUCACCAGAAACUUCAUUUCUCACUGAUCUCACGCCAACUUCAAAGCCCACCACCAAGGACAAUGAACAAGUGGAGUUUUCUGCAAUUAAUCUCGCAAUAGAUGCGUCAAAUGGCUUCUCAGUAGAGGCUGAAAUUGUGGCAAAUCUUCUCAUAGAAGCAAGAUCUCAGGUCUUGAACUCAAUUGGUGCAGAUCAGCGAUCCAAGAGGCUUCUGGAUGCACUUGUUAAUAUUGUCGUAGAUGAGUUCUCCACUCUGCCUGAGGAGAAAGACUUGCGCCUUCAACUUGUUUCUAAGAAAGCCGGGCUAUUAUGUUUUAUGUUUUGGUCGGUCCUAGCAAUUGUUGCUCUGUUCUUCCUCGGUUCUGUAGCUCAAGGAACUUCUGCUCGGCCUCUGUCUACUUGAGCCAUUGCAUGGAAAAAGAACGUGGAGACUGGUCAAGAUUGUUGACAGUUUGAAUGUCCCCACAAGAUUCCAAUCCUGUUCCUGGUAAUAAAUCUUCAUUUAUGACUUUGGAUUCUUGGUGGUUAUACGGACAUGGCAAAGUACAUGGUAGAUAUCUAAUAUUUGAAUGCUUUUAUGAUGUCUGAUUGUUGCUAUUCCAGUUUAUGGACUUUUUGGUAGAUAUUUGUGAAUUUGUACUUUUUUUUUGGGGGUAGUUGCCAUGAGUAAGGAGUAUAUAAUUCAAAGACAUUUAUGCACUCUUAUUAUGAUAUGCACACAUGUAAUAUUAUUGAAUACAUGCCACACAUUUAAAUAGCGUAAUAAGUGUUGCUUGCCAUGAAUAUAUAUGCAAGUAUGCAACCUGUCUAGCACAUGAUCAUGAAUAUAUCGUGGACUUUUUCUUCCGGUAUUAUUAGAGGCUGUCGUCUACAGACAUGGGAUUGCAGUUACAGAUUGUCUUUUUGAGUUAUUUUCAUUGAAAAUCUUUGUGAUUUCUCCUGUGAAAUGCAUUUUGUGCUUUAUCCUGCAAAAUUCAGCUCACAGUUCAAUAAACUUAAACAGAGUUUCUAUUUAAAAAAGUAUUUGGUGAAUAUAAUGGUGCUUCCAUAGAUUGGAACUUGUAAGUAGUGAAUUUUUGGGCCUAGGUCACUUCUCUUUACAUAUGUUUUGAUUCCUACAUUAACAUGCAUGCUUGAUUAUGAACUGAGGCGAGCCUUGUGUAUCAAACUUAGAUUUAAGUUGAAUUUGACUUCCAAAGAAAGUGGGUUUUUGGUUUGUAAUCUGGUGCUUUUCAUUAUGGGGAGACUACUAAGGUGUUUAAGGUCUAAAACAUUUUGAGAACAGAAUGACAGAAUAGUGUUGCUAAAAUCUCCUUCUCAACGUUAUAUGUUGUUUGAACCUUAAUCAAAUUAUUAUCAAGUUGGCCUGGUCACCUCACCGGACAUUGCUUUGUAUAUCUGAAGAAGGGGUAGAUGAUACCCCAUGCUAUAUUGCUAUUAGAUUUUUAUUUAUUUAUUUAUUUUUAAUUUAAUCUAAAUCUAUAUGCAAUCGGUGCCACACUUUCUGGCGCUGCUUAAGAAUCUUACCCUUUUCGUUGCUCUUCACUGUGUCACACAGGAGAGGCAAUCACCCUGGAGUAUAAUAAUCCCCUUUUAGUGAUUUAGAUUUUGUGAACAAUAUUUUAAUUUUUUUCCCCAGUUUUCUUGUCCCCAAAGUGAGUUCCGAGACACAU